Molecule: messenger RNA, 987 nt
Organism: Puccinia triticina
Lineage: Eukaryota; Fungi; Basidiomycota; Pucciniomycetes; Pucciniales; Pucciniaceae
Exons: 2
Coding region: 1-987 (328 amino acids)
Source: RefSeq, a predicted model, not a curated record
AUGGUUUUCACAAACGAGAACACAAGUUUCAAGACACGAGCAGUGCAGGUUCUUCUAUUGUAUUGCAUCCUCCUCAAUCCAGUUGACGCCAUGAGUAUGGCAUUAAAAUCCGCAACGGGUGGAGACGGUUUGGGUACAGUAGUUGGUGGGCUAAAACGGGUAGAUAAUCUGAACUUGGUGGCUGGCGCUGGAAAAGGACUGGGCAGUACCGCGCAGGAUUCAACCAAGCUAGGUGACACCGGAACGACAACUCUAGAUCUCGCGGCCAUGAGAGAAGGUAGCGCAGCCAAAUCACUAGCGCAAACUGCGGAGCCUGCAAAAGUUACCGAUGGCGCCUCAAAGGUUGCGCAUCUCAAUGAUGGUAGAAUGGUCCCAUUCGACGAGCCGCGAGUUCAAUCAACACAGCAAAAGAUCGCGGAACUCGACGAAAAGCUUAAAACUUUAAAACAGGAAAACGAUGAAUCUGGAGCCAUAGACAUGUAUGAGGGGAUAUUACACCAGUUGCAGAAUGCACGACUCGCGAAGGAACAAAAAGCGAGCAAAGUCGCCCAAGCACCCGAAGUCACCCAAGCACCCGAAGUCGCCAAAGCGGCCAAAGUUACCAAACCUAGGAAAUGGGCGCCAGCGUUGAAAGAUAUCAAUGAAGAAGAAACGUUACCCGAUGUAGAAGCGGCACCGUUAGCCAAUGUAAAAGGGUCAGACCGGGUACGCCUGCCCGUCCCGCGGAAGAACCAACUUGCCUUUGCGCAGCCUGAGCGAUAUACUUUCAAAGGAUUGUCACAUCUUUUCCCAAAGAUGGCUUCUACAUCCAAGAAGUCUAGAAUCCCGGCUGAAAUCACUACAAUCAAUCGAUUUGUUACACCGAAAGAAUUAUCUCUAGUGAAUAGAUUCUCUCGUUCGAAUCGAGUGGCUCGACUGGAACGAGCUCAAGCGGAUAAAUUGAAUCAAGCACCAGCGAAAAGAUUGGAUCGAUUGGUCUGCUUGUGA